UCUUGUUUCACAAGUUUCUUCUUUGUCAACGUCAACCAAUCACGAUGGGUGUCGUGUCCAAGUGCAACGACUGCGAGUCGCGAGGUCUGAAAGCUGUCACUGCCAAUAGUUAACCGGCCAGGGAGAAACAAGCGCAUGCAACGCCGAAUAUUCAGCAGAAUGAGACGUCACAGUCUCCUCCUUUUCCUUUCCUUGUGUCUUCUCCUUUGUGCCCACUGUCAUGGGGACGCUCAGCACCAGAGAGAGCCCCCCGUUGUCGAGAGUGCAGCUCACAUAUCGAUGCAUGGUCACGGCCGCCUCGAUAAAAACAUGGUCCAGGAUAAAGACCAUAUCAUGGAGCAUCUCGAGGGUGUGAUUGACAAACCAGAGAAAGAGAUGUCACCUCAGGAGCUUCAGCUUCACUAUUUUAAGAUGCACGAUUACGAUGGCAACAACCUUUUAGACGGACUGGAGUUAGCAACGGCGAUCACUCAUGUCCACAGAGAGGAGCGAGGCGAGGACAGCCAGCCGAUACAAGAAGACGAUCUAAUAAAGCUCAUCGACGACGUUCUGAGGGAUGAUGAUAAGAACAACGACGGUUACAUCGACUACGCAGAGUUUGCUAAAUCACUGGAAUGAUGCAUCACCUCGUUUAAUACUCGCGUCACUUCUUUGUCACGCUGUAAGGAAGCUGUGGAGAACAUCAUGGCCCCCUGUAAGAGCACCAUUCUUUCUUGCAAAUCAGCCAAUUUAAAACCGCUAAAUGGGAAACGUACCUGUGUUUGGGUUAAACCUUGCAAGCAAAAUUUCCCUCUCGUAGUUUCCUAUAGUUAGUGCCUAUGUAAAGGCUGCUUCACGCAAAUAAAAUGCCCCCCCCAAAGUCCCUUUGGUGUAUCUGGCCAAGGUUGCACUCUGAAGGGAUAAAUCCAAAAACCAAAAGGAUGCGGUACAAUACUAGUGCAUAAAAAACGUUAGGGGGAAACUUUGCUUAUUCCUGAAAUUUGUAUCUUGAUAUGAUGAUCAAAGUAGAAAUGUAGACAUAGGAGCCAAUGGCUGUCAUGCUUGCUGUGUUCAUGCGUCCAGCGGAUACGUGAUAGGAAAAGUGAAUGUAAACACAGUGCCUGUGCAAUGCUGCCUCGAUCACUGGAUGAGAUUGAUUUGCUGCUGUUUAUUAAAUCAUAAAGCUAAAACUCGACAUAUUAGCUGCCUCGAGAUGAAAACAUCUGUCAAAAUCGAUCUGUUUUUUUUUUGAUAAUGUACAGUUUAUGAAUUCUAGAAAUAUAUAUUUUCCCAUCUUGUAUUGAUUCUUUUGGCUGUUGUGUACUACAAAUAUUGACUAAUAUGAGCAUAAUAAGGAUGUUUUUCACUGGAAUGUAAAUAUUAAAAUCUGUUAACAGAA
Messenger RNA from Syngnathoides biaculeatus (alligator pipefish), 1378 nucleotides. It is a transcript of the gene mcfd2, whose product is annotated as multiple coagulation factor deficiency 2, ER cargo receptor complex subunit. The record is from RefSeq and is a predicted model, not a curated record. Lineage: Eukaryota; Metazoa; Chordata; Actinopteri; Syngnathiformes; Syngnathidae. The coding region runs from base 136 to 618 and encodes 160 amino acids. The transcript has 4 exons. Gene Ontology annotation, molecular function: calcium ion binding.